AUGGCACCCCUCACCCCCCAUUGGACCCAGCCGUCCCACGCGGACGUCCAGGAGGUCGUCAAGGCCAGUGAGACCGAGUUCCUCACCAAGAGCUUCUCCAAGGUCUCGCUGCCGCCCUUUGCCGUCUUCGCCAAGAUGUCAUUCCCCCCCUGCGACCUGGCCGACGAGCCCACAUACGCCACCGUCCAGUGCGGGAAGGACAGGCACCUGAACCUCAACAGCGACCUGCUGUACAUCAACCACUCCUGCGAACCGUCCCUCAUAUUUGAUACGGGCAACUUCAACAUCCUGGCUGGCCCGCAAGGGCUCCGGCCCGGCGACGAGCUGACCUUCUUCUACCCCUCGACCGAGUGGCACAUGGCCCAGCCCUUCGACUGCUUCUGCGGCACCCCUUCGUGCCGCGGAACCAUCGCCGGCGCCCGUGACAUGCCCCGCGCCCAGCUCGAGGGCCUCUGGCUCAACGGCCACAUCCGCGAGCUCCUCGAGGAGCGCGACGCCGGCGGCAGCAACCGCGACUGCGACGACGACCCAACGGCCCAGGCACUAAGAGAUGCCCUGAAGGCCGCCGAGCGCGUCGUCGAGUCCGCCCGCUCCGCCCUCCGGACCUACACC
Colletotrichum navitas is the source of this 612-nucleotide messenger RNA. RefSeq lists its product as uncharacterized. The transcript is spliced from 2 exons. Lineage: Eukaryota; Fungi; Ascomycota; Sordariomycetes; Glomerellales; Glomerellaceae. The annotation marks the transcript as partial. The record is from RefSeq and is a predicted model, not a curated record.